GCGAAUUUGAAUUGAAAAAUGGAUUGCAAAGAAAUUACAAAACUUAUCAAAGUUAAACAUAUCUCAGAGGAUAUUAUAAAAACACCAGAAAAUGUGGAAAAAAUAAUGGAGCUAAAUUACUUGUUAGGGCAAAUACAAGGAAAACUUUUACAAAAUGUCCAUCACAUAAUAAUUUGCAGUUUUUAUCCUAUAUUUAAAAAAGCAGCUGAAAAUAAACAAAAUAUAAAACAAGAUGUAAAUGCUUCUGUAGUUGAAACAUUAACAACUCUGUUUGGAAAAAUUCAAAUUGAAAAAAUAGAGAUAUUUUUAAACAUUUAUGGAUACCUUUUAAAUGAAAUAUAUGAUCCAAAAGUAAAAAAUUGUGUUGCCCUUGUACAUGAAGAAUAUAAAUUGCUUCUUGUGAACUGCAUUACUGCCCUAACAAGGUGCUUAACAUGGGACGUUAUCACAAAUCUGUAUACAAAAGUACAUGCACCCAAGUUGUGUCAAAUUAUUUAUGUUAUAGUCGAAAUAGCAAAAACAGAACACUUAAGAAAGUUGAGGAUUUCUGCUAUUAAAUGUCUUAUGACUUUGGCAAGAAUAGAAGAUUGUGAUAUAAGCCAAGAAGACGUUGUUUUACAGGCACAAGUAGCUGAUGUUUUUAUAUUUUUUCUUCCUGGAAUAGCAAGUGGUUUAAAAGACAUUGCUCUUGAAGAUGAAAAAUUUGGUCAUGCAGUUGUUGUGGAAUCUGUUAAAGCAUUUGGUAGAUUAGUAACAUUGAUAAUGAAAGAUCCUAAUAAUCCAGAAGAAAAGGUUCAAAUCAAUCUUCAACUUAACAUUAAUAAUAAAUUUAAUUGUACCAAUAAUGACCAACAGUUACCAAAAAAGAAAUGGACUAAUGAGAAAGAAGUUAAUGACUAUUUACAAAGUAUGAAACGAGAUGAAAAAUUUUUCAAGGAAACUGAUUCAAAAUUGCAAUUAAUUGUUAAAGUAUUAAGAAAGCUAACACAUCAUUCUCACCCGCGAGUUAGAGAAGAAUUAUCAAAUAUCUGUAAAGGAUUUGUGCAGUAUUGCAGCAAUACAAUGACUCUAAGUAUGUGUUAUAUUACUGAAAUUUUGAUUGCACUAUCUGAAGAUGAAUACAAAAAUGUAUCAGAAACUGCUAAAGAAGCACUAGAAAUUUUAUCAAGAAAUUUUAAUUCUAAUUCCUAUAGGAAGAUAGAAGAAAAUUUGGAAGAAAAAUUCUAUGAGAUGACCACGGACUUGCCCAGAAUAUUCAACAGUUUAGAGGAACAACAACAGUUGAGUGCCCUUAAUAUGUUAAUUGGAUAUCUUCGACUUUUUAAUAAAAAUAAAUUAGUUCACAUUCUUUACUCUCAAGCUCAUUUACAGCGAUUACUUUUAGCACUAAUUAAUAUUACAAAAAUGGAAACAAAUGAGAUAACACAAUUAGAAGAUUUCAUACUGGAUGCCUUUGCUGAUGAAACGAGCAGUACUCACUUUUUGCCAAACUUUAAGAAAUUUAAAUACAUACAAAAUGAAAAGAUUGCUUCAAAACUGACAGAAGUAUGCUCGUUACUAGCAAAUGAAGAUGUUUUAGAUAUUGUAAGCGAUUCACUGAUAACAAUAAUUCAAAAUAAUGAAGAAAUUAAAGAAGCAAUUUAUCUUUUAAAUGAAGUCCUUUUUGGUAUAAAGGACAAAACAAGAGUAGAAAUAUUUGAAAAUGUGAUAACAACAUAUUUGGAUCCUGAAUAUUGGGAUCUUCCAUUACACACCAUUGAUAGUGAUGGAAAUAAGCAUUCGUUGGGAGAAGUGCAAAAUAAUAUUUUACAAGUUUGUUUGUUAGCUGAAGGAUUUGGUAAAAUAGCCUCAAGUUUAGGACCUAAUAUUCAACAAUUUCUUCUGAAAAUUAUGUAUCCAAUUUUAGAAAGAGCAGGUUCUCCUCAACCUUUAGUGAGAAGAGUAGGUUUGGAAAGUUUAAAGAAAAUUGCAACAGCCUGCGGUUAUAAUACUAUAACAGACCUAGUUAACGCAAAUAACGAUUAUUUUUCUUACCAUAUAACAAGGAAAUUUCAAAAAGUAGGAAAUGACGAAAAUGCUCUAAAUGUUUUAUGUGUUGUUAUGCAGCACAGUAAUAUAGAUGUACUUCCGUCAAUUUCUGAUAUUAUUGAAGGAAUAUUAAUUCAAACAUUUGAUAAAUAUUUUCAAGAGCAAAAGGCGGAACACUAUUUGUAUAUUUUUAAAACGUUUACUGAAUGUUUAAUGAAAUGGCUUGAUAUUAAACCUGUAUUAAUUCCUAUUAAAUCUAAAAUUGAAACUAAAGAGCAAAUCGAAGAUUUUAAAGUGACUGGUUUAGAAGAUAUUACGAAUUUUAGCGAUGAUAUUAUGGAAAAAUCAGCGGAAGAUAUGUUUAAGGAUGACAUGGCAAAAUCUAAAAAGGAACUUCUUGAAGAUGGAGAUACUCCAGAAGACGAAUAUAAGAAACCUGAACCUCCAACAUAUGUUAAAUUGACUGUCUUAUUAUUAAAAAGAUGUCUGCACUUUCUACCAGCAAAAAAUAAAAAUACAAAACUUUUUGCUUUGGAAAUUUUAAAAAAUGGCUUAGAAAUUAUCAGAGACUGGGAAGACGAAUUACUUCCUAUGGUCCAUCAGAUAUGGUCUCCUUUAGUUAAUCGUUUUAGUGAUAAAGAACUAGUAAUAGUUAAUUACAGUUUCCAAUUACUUAUAACACUUGCACGUCUUUCAAAGUGGUUUGUAAGAUCUAGGACAGUGAAAGAAGCAUUUCCAAAUAUUUUAACACUUUUGGAUAAACUGAGCAAGGAAAGUUAUUUAAAAGAUAAGGGAUCUCCUUAUCGUUACACACAAGCGUACAAACUUCAGCUUACUCUACUUGAAAAUCUUGCCAGAAUUGUUGUUGAUCUAGAAAUGAUUGACAAAGAUACCGAAAAAAUAAUUUUCAGUGUUUUGCCGUAUUUAAGUGAUAAGCAACCACUACCUUUACAGGAACUGAGUGUAAAAUUCUUUAAAGAUUUAAUUACAUAUGAUAGCAAAAUACUAACCAAAAUUCUUGAAGAAGGAAAUUUCUCAGAAUCCGAGUAUAGCAAAAAUAUGAAUAUCAUAAAAACGCUAUUGUAAUAAAAUGUUUAUUACAUCGAGGUUGUACAUUCUGAAUAAAAAACAAUUGCACACUC
Messenger RNA from Agrilus planipennis (emerald ash borer), 3170 nucleotides. It is a transcript of the gene Tti1, whose product is annotated as TELO2-interacting protein 1 homolog. The transcript has 14 exons. The record is from RefSeq and is a predicted model, not a curated record. Bases 19 to 3114 code for a protein of 1031 amino acids. Gene Ontology annotation, biological process: chromatin remodeling. Gene Ontology annotation, cellular component: cytoplasm. NCBI's taxonomy places the organism in Eukaryota, Metazoa, Arthropoda, Insecta, Coleoptera, Buprestidae.